AUGGCAAAUGCAUUUAUGUCAUGUUUGGAGGAAUUAUCUAAAAAGAAAUAUAAAUGGGAAUAUGUUUUUACCCUUCAAAAUGAUGAUAUACAGAUAAAAACAAACGAGGAAAUUAUCCAAAUAUUAAAAUGGCUGGGUGGGGCUAAUGACGUUGAAUAUGAAUUUAGAAAUCAAGACAAGCAAAAUAUGAUCAAAAGUUUACAUAAUAAAUUCAACUGGACUUUUAAAGAUUUAAAUUUAUUUAAAGAUGAAAAAUUAAAUAAUCAAGUUGAUACAAAAGGAAAGCCUUUAUCCUUAAAAUUAAGUAAAGGAUAUGUGCAAACUAGUUUGGCACGCCCUUUUGUUGAUUUUAUUGUACAAAAAAUUAAUUUGGACAAAAUGAUUAGACAAUUGAAUUCUUGGAAUUAUGGGGCUGAUGAAUUAUUUUUCCAAACAUUAACGGCAUCUGACGAUUUAAAGGCACCUAAUGCUUUUACUCACAAAUGUCUUGAUAAAAAAGUUGAUGUGCCUUAUAUUACAAGAUUUUCCGCCUGGAUCUAUUCAUCAACCCCAAAAUGUUUUAGCGGCAAGUAUAACCACGGUAUUUGUGUUAUUGGCAUUGAAGACUUGGCAAAAAAUUUGAGAGAUAAAAAUAAUUUCCUUUUUGCAAAUAAAAUUCAAGCUGAUCUUGAUUUUGGGGCCAUUCUUUGUUGGCAUGAGGAGAUGAGAAGCAGAACCUUGGUAGACAAAGGAUUGAAAAGAUUGAAUAGUACAUUCUAUCAAAAUUGGCCUCAGGCAAUUUUUGAAACUUCUAUUAAUUUAUUUUAUAAAUUCCAGACACGCUUCCACAAAGAAAUGGUAAAAACAGGCAAAGUGGAUAUUGAUAAAUUUAAUUGUGAUAUUAAUAAAAACUAA
Messenger RNA from Meloidogyne enterolobii, 894 nucleotides. Lineage: Eukaryota; Metazoa; Nematoda; Chromadorea; Rhabditida; Meloidogynidae. The record is from the annotation of a GenBank genome assembly.